Molecule: messenger RNA, 680 nt
Organism: Sphaeroforma arctica JP610
Lineage: Eukaryota; Ichthyosporea; Ichthyophonida
Exons: 6
Coding region: 1-615 (204 amino acids)
Source: RefSeq, a predicted model, not a curated record
AUGCUAAUCAUGUCAUGUGUGAUGAUCGAUGAGAAGAACAAGCUCGCAAACGCCAGUUCAGACUGUCUGGCACUGAUAAGCAAAAGAGGGGACAAGACCACUUCGACAACUCUCGUCGUGUGCCGUUCUGCAGAGAAUAAGGUGCAACUAGCCACUCACCUGCACCUAGCCAUUGACAACUGGUCCAAAAAGAACCUUCAGUACUCCAAUGAUGACAUCCUCUCACUAGCCGACAUGUUGAGCAGUGCGGGUGAAAAUGAAAACAGGCCUCUAGCUAUGCCUGAUGUGAAUGAGUAUGUCAUGGCCAUAGUGAAUCAGGAUUGGUCACCGGGCCCUGGACUUACACUGCCUCGAGCUAUUGAUGUCAAUAGGGGCGAUACCGUGCACCUCUACGGCGGUAUUCCUAAGGACAAAACGGCCUUUGUGGGCGUGAAAGUAUUCGCUCACACGCUGAGAGAGGGCACAGUUCCCGCCUAUAUCCUCGAUCUAUACGAUACUGGGGCCAAAAAAGGGACCAUGAACGUGAAGCAUGCACCUGCAAUUGAUCUAUUCUCGACUACUAAGUCCUCGAGAACCAGCAAGAAAUCGUUGCUGAGUGCAAUGGGAGAUGCGUAGAGCGAGGGUGUUCUUUGGUACUGUUAGCUGUGAAUAUAUGAUAAUUAAACGAGUCUUGUGAAUGG